AUGGAAAAUCAGUAUAAAUACCAAACGGAUGACAGGAUUCGUCAGCAACACGCUAAAGUCCAGGAGGUUGUUGGCAUAAUGAAGGAUAAUGUUAACCGUGUAUUGGAACGGGAAAGUCGUUUGGCAGAAAUCGACACUCGAGCUGAUGAAUUACAAGUGCAAUCAAAACAGUUUCAAGCAGUUGCAGGCCGUGUACGAAGAAAAUACUUUUGGCAAAAUAUGAAGAUGUGGAUUAUUAUUGGAUCAUUGGCUGUUGUGAUUCUUGUGAUUAUCAUAGUAUGGUCGGUUUCCAACAGAAAAACUUAA
This is a messenger RNA of Heterobilharzia americana, 306 nucleotides long. NCBI's taxonomy places the organism in Eukaryota, Metazoa, Platyhelminthes, Trematoda, Strigeidida, Schistosomatidae. The record is from the annotation of a GenBank genome assembly.